AUGAGUAUAAACGAAAUACGACCGAAAAAGGUAAACCAAACAAUCGGCAUUCUUUCGGAGAAUCAGUCAAUGCCUUCAAAGUUUAUUACGCUGGUUCCAUUAACAUGUUCGUCGCCCAGUGCGAUUCGGUUCAGUUUCUCGCUAGGCCCAAAUCCGACACUCGGAGCGCCAGAACGUAAACAAGUAAGUGGGAACAGCAACCAUGCAACUCGAGUAGGCCCGUGCGUUGUCGGUGACAAGAUGCAGAAUCUUCGAUCCAUUAUAAGAUGGCGUAAGAGUAUAAUUGAAAGUGAGGAGAGUAAUGAUGACGAAGUAGUGAGUCAUAGAACAAAAGUUAUAAAUAGAAUUUCAUCGAGUUCAAACUCGGAAAUUGAGGAACCAUAUGCAAAUGAAGACCUUGACGACAUGUUGGAAGAACGUGCUAUAUACGAAGAAGAGGAACUGAACUUUGUUGAUGAUUCAUUGGACAAUAUUGAAACAAAUUCGCUAACAGGCAACUGUCACUUCCGUUCACCGGAAAAAGUGGGCUUCUGA
Molecule: messenger RNA, 534 nt
Organism: Heterotrigona itama
Lineage: Eukaryota; Metazoa; Arthropoda; Insecta; Hymenoptera; Apidae
Source: the annotation of a GenBank genome assembly